AUGGACCCGGAUAUUGCGAGGGAGUUGGCGAUGAUGGGGCCGCCAGGAGAUUUAACGCCGCCAUUGGAGGAGGACGAAGAGGAUGAUCCUGCACCGGCGUAUACGCCCCGUGUUGCUCCGCAGUUACGAUCGAAUUACGGCGGCGAGGAGGGUGUUAUGGAUCGGAACAACAAUGGCGAGGGGCCGAUUCUGGAAGAUAAGGAAAGACUUCCCCGGGCGGGCUAA
Colletotrichum spaethianum is the source of this 225-nucleotide messenger RNA. RefSeq lists its product as uncharacterized. The transcript has a single exon. NCBI's taxonomy places the organism in Eukaryota, Fungi, Ascomycota, Sordariomycetes, Glomerellales, Glomerellaceae. The record is from RefSeq and is a predicted model, not a curated record. The coding region runs from base 1 to 225 and encodes 74 amino acids.